This is a messenger RNA of Metarhizium robertsii ARSEF 23, 996 nucleotides long. Its product is annotated as Mitochondrial carrier domain protein. The transcript has 2 exons. Lineage: Eukaryota; Fungi; Ascomycota; Sordariomycetes; Hypocreales; Clavicipitaceae. The record is from RefSeq and is a predicted model, not a curated record. Bases 1 to 996 code for a protein of 331 amino acids. Gene Ontology annotation, biological process: nucleotide transport; folate import into mitochondrion. Gene Ontology annotation, cellular component: mitochondrion. Gene Ontology annotation, molecular function: FAD transmembrane transporter activity; folic acid transmembrane transporter activity.
AUGGCAGGUUCCAUACUCUCCGUCGACAAUGUAGGCAACGCGCACCCCGAAACACCCGGAUACAAUCUCAAUCUCUAUAUGCGGGACCAUCACCAUGGGGGUCUGUCUCCCGCCGUCGUCGAGAGCGUUGCCGGCCUCAGCGCCGGUGUGAUUUCGACCUUGGUUGUGCAUCCCUUGGACAUAGUCAAGACGCGAAUGCAGAUCCACCGCAGCGCCGGGCAGCCGGCCUCGCCCCCGACAACAGUCACCAUCCUGCGCUCCCUCACGUCCAACAGCCGGCCCGUCCUCUCCCUCUACCGCGGCCUCACGCCCAACCUCGUCGGCAACGCCACGUCCUGGGCGUCCUUCUUCUUCUUCAAGUCCCGCUUCGAGCGCGCCAUCGCCCACGCCAACCGCCGCGUCCGUCCCUCGGCGGCAGACUACUUCCUGGCCUCUGCCCUCGCCGGCGCCUCGACCUCGGUGCUCACCAACCCCAUCUGGGUGCUCAAGACGCGCAUGCUCUCGUCGGACAAGGGCUCCGCGGGCGCCUACCCCUCCAUGCUGGCCGGCGCGCGGACGAUCCUGCGCACCGAGGGCGUGCGCGGCUUCUACAGAGGCCUUGCCGUCUCGCUGCUGGGCGUCUCCCACGGCGCCGUCCAGUUCGCCGUGUACGAGCCCGCCAAGAGGGUGUACUUUAACAACCGCAUCGCCGAGGGGGACGUGAACCCGCGGCUGACCAACGAGGCUACCGUUGUGAUAUCCAGCGUGGCCAAGCUGGUGGCCGGCGCGGUGACGUACCCGUAUCAGGUUCUGCGGAGCAGGAUGCAGAAUUACCGCGCCGACGAGAGGUUUGGGAGGGGAAUCAGAGGCGUCGUGAGGAGGAUCUGGAUGGAAGAGGGCGUGGUUGGGUUUUACAGAGGGUUGGUGCCCGGCGUGGUGAGGGUGAUGCCGGCUACGUGGGUGACGUUUUUGGUUUACGAGAAUGUGAGGUACUAUUUGCCGGCGUGGAUGGCGUAG